Molecule: messenger RNA, 783 nt
Organism: Monascus purpureus
Lineage: Eukaryota; Fungi; Ascomycota; Eurotiomycetes; Eurotiales; Aspergillaceae
Source: the annotation of a GenBank genome assembly
AUGAUGCUGUUUCCAGUUCUUCUUGGUGCAGCCACCUUGCUCUACAGUGCACUAUGCACUGCAGUGGCCGUGACUGUGAACACAACUGCCACUGAGCUCAAAGCCCAGGGAUACACCAUUGAUCCACUCACUAUUAUUGGCCCUGUCGGUCCUGAUGGUGAAAAUAUCACUCUCACCGGUACCGUCCAGGAGAUCCACUCCCAGCUCCUCGAAAUCAACUCGUCCUACAACGUCAGUGUCGAUGUCGACUCUUUCACCUUGGACGUGGCUACGAAGCACGAAAAGCGCUGCCCUGACAAGAUAUUGUGUGGGCUUACCAACUACACGCCGGCUAAUCCCCGCCCUAUCCUGGAAGGUGCAGUUUACCUUGAGGGUUUUAAGGGAGUUCUUUGCCAUGUGGAGGCUGGCCCGAAACGUUGUGUGCGUUUUUCAUGCUCUUAUAAUUCGGCCAUAUGGCUCUGUAACGAUGCCCCCAAGGAGCUUAACAUCUGGUGUCCAGACAUCGGCUACGAUUACGUGAGGCCUAUUCUGGGCAAAUGCGCAACCACUAGUAUAAAUAGGUUUAAUGGUCAGCGCUUUAAUACCGACAACUUCAACGUGCUUGUCAUCGGGGAUAAGUGUUAAGUGACGGUUUGGCACCUCUGUGACAAGGUUGUUUUAGCAGAAGGAGUGGUUAAAAUAUGGCUUGAUAUUUCAUGUCGGGUUUUGUUUCGUUCCUGGUAACAGUGCUGGGUCUAGUUCUAAGAUAUACAGUUAACAAUGCCUCAUUCCAGUCAGUGCAGU